AUGGAGUUCAAAAAUUUAGAUCCUAGACUUUCUCGUGCUUUAUCAAAACUUAAUUAUCAUAAACCAACUUUAAUACAGGCGGAAGCAAUACCAUUAGCGUUAGCUGGAAAAGAUAUUUUAGCACGAGCCCGUACUGGUAGUGGAAAAACUGCUGCUUAUUGUCUGCCUGUAGUUCAAAAGAUCUUGGCUGCCAAAGACGCAUUAUCAGAAUCUUCUUUAGAACGUGUUGCAACGCGUUCAAUUAUCUUAGUUCCCACUCGUGAGCUUGCUGUUCAAGUAACAAAAUUUUUAGAUGAAUUAUUGAUAUAUUGUUCUAAAGAUGUGAAAACCGCCAAUCUAGCUGGUAACAUCCCUAUGAAAUUACAAAAAUCGAUAUUAUUAGAAAUACCGGAUAUAGUUAUCGCAACACCAAGUCGUAUAUUAUCACAUCUCGAGUCACAAUCUUUAAUUGUUCGCAAUAGUCUAGAUUCACUUGUUAUUGAUGAAGCAGACCUUAUACUCUCAUAUGGUUACGAGAAAGACCUUCAAAAAAUAUUAUCAUUUCUUCCAAAAAUAUUUCAAAGCAUAUUGAUGAGCGCAACAUUAACAAAGGACGUUGAAAACCUAAAGCAACUUUUAUUAAGAAAUCCGAUUAUCUUAACAUUGCAUGAAGAAAAAGAAGAAACCAAUCUUUUAACACAAUAUGCUGUGAGAUGUUCGGAAAUAGACAAGUUUCUUUUGAUAUAUGUUAUCCUAAAACUUCGUUUAAUUAAGGGAAAGUGUAUAAUAUUUGUGAAUGAUAUUGAUCGAUGUUAUCGAUUAAAACUAUUCUUGGAACAAUUCUCCAUAAAAAGCUGUGUUCUAAAUUCAGAAUUGCCUUUAAAUUCUAGAUAUCAUAUCGUGCAGGAAUUUAAUAAGGGAGUUUAUGAUUACAUCGUUGCGACCGAUGAAGGAGAUUUUAAAAGUGAGCAAGAUACUGAAGAUGAGUUGAACGAAGAAGAGCUUGGAGAUAAUGCAGAUUUAGAAUCAAAUGAUAUGACUCGUUCCAACAAAAAAUCAAAAUCACCGGAAAAAAACGGCAAGAAAAAAUUGCGAGCGCGAAAAAGGGAUAGAGAAUAUGGAGUAUCUCGCGGCGUUGAUUUCAUAAAUGUGGCGGCAGUCAUUAAUUUUGAUUUUCCAACUUCAGCAAAAUCAUAUAUUCAUAGAGUAGGACGAACCGCACGCGCUAACCAGAGAGGAAUGAGUUUAAGUUUCGUUGUACCAAAAGAACUUGUUGGACAGAACAAAAAUGUAACGUGUUUAACAACAAAACGCGACGAGGAAAUUUAUGCACGCGUAGAGAAGAAACAAUCCCUCGCUAAUUCUACAAUCAAACCUUAUUCAUUUGAUAUGAAUCAAGUAGAGGGAUUUCGUUAUCGUAUCGAAGAUGCAUUGAGAGCAGUGACCCGUAUCUCUAUUAGAGAAGCACGAGUAAAAGAUGUUAAAUCAGAAAUAUUAAAUUCCGAGAAAUUGAAGGCACAUUUUGAGGACAAUCCUAAUGAUUUAACUAUCCUACGUCAUGAUAUUACAAUCCAUCCUGCUAAAGUUCAACAACACAUGAAACAUAUACCAUUUUAUUUAAUGCCGAAAAUUGCACCACCCUCUGGUGUUAAUUCUGUUCAAGAUGAUAACGAAGAUUCUUCAAAAUUAGGACACAUUCCAUUUCAUAAAAAUUUACCAAAUAAUCUUCGUCGAACUCAUAAUUUUACUCAUAAGAAACGCAAAAAUGAUCCUUUAAAAACUUUUAGUAUAGGUGAUGCUUUUUCAACUAAUGGAAAGAACAAAAGACAGAGAAAGAAAUAA
This is a messenger RNA of Funneliformis geosporum, 1821 nucleotides long. The record is from the annotation of a GenBank genome assembly. Lineage: Eukaryota; Fungi; Glomeromycota; Glomeromycetes; Glomerales; Glomeraceae.